This is a messenger RNA of Lipotes vexillifer (Yangtze River dolphin), 1335 nucleotides long. RefSeq names its product apolipoprotein L6 (gene APOL6). Lineage: Eukaryota; Metazoa; Chordata; Mammalia; Artiodactyla; Lipotidae. The coding region runs from base 1 to 1335 and encodes 444 amino acids. Gene Ontology annotation, cellular component: extracellular region; membrane. The record is from RefSeq and is a predicted model, not a curated record. The transcript is spliced from 5 exons. Gene Ontology annotation, biological process: lipid transport; lipoprotein metabolic process. Gene Ontology annotation, molecular function: lipid binding.
AUGGAGCCCGCAGAGAGACGCCAGGGGACCUUUCACCAGCAGGAGGCAGUGAGGGCCCAGCGGGAGGGUGAGGCAAAGGAAACCUCUGCGCAGAGCCUUUAUGAAUUUCACAGUUACAGAAAAGAGGUCUUAGGCUUUAAGGUCACCCACCUCGGAGGACGGAUGACAGCGCUCGUGGCAGCGAAGCUGAGCAGGACCCUGUGGGGCUCCCGGGCACGGAAGCCUUUCUUGUUUCUUGUUUCCCAGACGCUCACAGCCCCCUGCUGGACCAGAGGCCUCCGGAGAGGAGAGAGCAGAAGGCCCUCGGAACCUGAGGCCACAGUGAGAGCUUCACUGAGAACAGGCAAAAUGAACACGGAUUUGAUGCCACAGAAUCUGCCGGACAACCAGGCAGGGAAAGCAUGCAAGGCUGGUGUCGGUCUGCAAAGGGACGAAGAUGACAUUCUUCCAUAUGAAGAUGUGGAGUGGCAAGAUAGUGACCUGUCAGCUGAAGAAAGAAUAUUUUUGGAAGAGUUUCCCAUCUUGAAAGGGGAGCUGGAAGUGGGCAUCAGAAAGCUCCAUACCCUUGCAGACCACGUCGACACAACCCACAGAACACUUACCAAGACCAGCAUGGUGGCCAAUUCCAUCGCUGUGGUUUCAGAAGUCAUGAGCAUCCUGGGCUUGGUCCUCGCUCCGGCAGUAGCAGGAGGAAGCCUGAUACUCUCCGCUGCUGGUAGAGUUUUGGGGAAAGCAGGGGAGGUCACCAGCAUCUUGACCAACGUUUUGGAACGCUUUCACAGUCAAGAAGCCCAAGCUUAUGUCGGUAGCCUAGUGCCCACCCGUGGCCAAGAGGUCAGGAGAGCUGGGGCAGCCUAUGUCGUGGCUGCCGGAAAGGUGGUCCAGAAUUGUGAAAGCACCGUCAAGGAUAUCCAGAGGAGCAUCCGUGCCUUUCAGAUAGCCAGGGCCAACCCGCGCCUGGCCACUGCUGCCAAGAGUCUCCUGACCACUGGCCAAGUCUCAUCCCGAAGGAGCAGGCAGGUGCAAAGGGCUUUUGAAGGUACCACACUGGUGAUGAAAACAAAGGCUCGCUUGCUGGGUACUGCAAUGGCUGGCUUCUCCCUCAGCGUGGUCUUGGCCUCCCUCCUGAAGGACUGGAAACAGCUGAAGGAGGGAACAAAAUCAGAGCUUGCAGAAGAGCUAAGGGCGCAGGCUUGGGAGCUGGAAAAGAAGCUGACAGAAUUCACCCAGUGCUAUGAGAGCCUGCAGCAGAAGGUGAGGCUGUGGUUUCCCUCGUGGGUGGGGCUGGAGGAGGGGGAAGCUUUAACUGGGGCUUAUGGGCGCCAGGGUUUAUGA